This is a messenger RNA of Theobroma cacao (cacao), 2827 nucleotides long. RefSeq lists its product as uncharacterized. NCBI's taxonomy places the organism in Eukaryota, Viridiplantae, Streptophyta, Magnoliopsida, Malvales, Malvaceae. The record is from RefSeq and is a predicted model, not a curated record.
AUAAACUAGGAGGAAGGCGAAAAAGGUAAGAGAAACAUGUAUACUAGUAUUAAAAUGCGGUCCCGUCUCGAGUCGUCUAUUCGUAUUCCCCGCAACCCCUUUCUGCAAAACAGGUUGGUCUGACCCUUAAUUAAACAAAUUGCUUUCUUCGGCUCUGCUACCGAUACAAUCACCGUCGUUUCCAUGGCCACCCCCGCGGAUCCUCAAGACCAACCAGACCCUAACGAAAACCCUAAUCCUGCUAUACCCCAGCAGCAAGAAGAAUCUUCUAAAACCCUAAUCUUAGAAACCCUUCAAGCACAAGACAAAUGCAAUGAUCAAGAAGACCCAAUCGAAGAAGAAGCUAACCAAGACGAUCCAGAUUUGCCUGUUCCCUCAUCUCCACCAAACACUGACCUCCAAGUCACCACCGCAACCACGGUCAGCGUUGGCCCUCGCCGUGGCGGCGGUACUAAACGCAAGAAGACGGCCACGAAACGGCGCGCUCAAGAGAAAAAGUCCCAGAAGAAGCUGGAGAUACUGACUGAAACCCUCAAACCCAUUCCUUUUAUCCCCAACAAAACCCUAGAUUUCUCAUCGCACGAAAAGCUCCUGAAGCGACUUGGGUUGUGGGAUUUUGUUCAUUUGGAUUUCGAUGGAAACGUGCGAAGCGAUUUGAUCGGGCAGUUGAUCGCCACUUACAACUCGCAAUCGCGUUGUAGCUACGUUAAUGGGUGUCGCAUUGGGGUUAAUCGGGCCGACUUAGCCCGUGCUUUGAAGUUGUCUGUGAAGAAAGAGAAGGACAAGGAUAGCAUUGUGGAAGUUAAAGAAUCAAAGGAAUCGAUAGGCUUCGUUGAAGAAUUUGUGUCAAAUUGGGUGCUUUUGCACGAAGAUACGUGGAUGAUGCCAGUGGAGGUGUUGAACUGGACCAAAAUGAUAAAAGAAGGCCAUUUCGAGAAGGUAGAUUGGGCUGGUUUGAUUUGGUUUAUGGUGGAGAAAGAGCUUAUGGCUGCCCCGAAAUUAGGGAAUUGUUACUAUGCGUCGCAUAUGCAGUGUUUGAUAAAAUUCCAGAGAGAAGAGUUGUUGCAGGAGGAACCAAAAAUGGAUGUUGAUGACGCCAAGGAGGAAGAGGAAGAGCCUAAUAUUCAUGGGGAUGUCAAGAUUGCUGCUGAUGGGAUUGAUGAAUUUAAUGGGGGAUCACACUUGGAGGAGCAUAAUAUUGAGUUGAGUCUUGGUGGGCAGGAUAAUUCGAUGAAUAAGGAUGAUGUUAAGGAUGAUGUUGAAAAGGAGGCUGUUGGGGAUGAUGAUGCUAUGAAUUGUGAGGAAAGUAAGAGGGAUGAACAUCAACAUUUGCAGUGGGAUUUGGAUGGAGACAGCUAUAUGGGUGUGGGUGAGGAUCAUUUCUUACGAAAGUGUAAUCUUGGUGAUGUUGGCGCUGUUGAUUUGGAUGAGGAAAAGAAAGAAGAUAAAAGAGAGGAAGAAGAGAGAGAAGAUGAGGAAGAGAUGGGAGAGGGGGAAGAGGGUCAAGAUGAAGAGGAAGAAGAGGAACAAGAACCACAUCAUGAGGAAGGAUUUCCUGUUUCACCAAAAGGUGACACUUUGGAGGGUGUAAAUUCAACAAAUCUUCUUGAAGCAAUGGAAACUCCAGAUCUUCCUUUUACAGCAGGGCUGCACGUUCGUGAUAGUUCAUCUGGGGAAUUUCUUGUGUCUAAGGGUGAUAGGCAGACGGUUCCUGGUGUCUCAUCAUUUCUGAGUAAUGGUAACAAGAGAGAGAUUGGUCAUGACAAUGAUUUUUCUCAUCAUUCUUUGAAUGGGAGCAAUAAACGGUUGAGAACUGAUGGGCAAUGGGUUGAUAAGUCAUCUGAUUUUGAUAUGUGCAUGGAGCAAAUGCAGCAUUGGAUUGGUAAAGCAAGAAUGUUGUAUGCUGCAAAAGAACAGGCAUGUGGAGAUUCGAGUAUGCAUCAACAAAUGUUGCUUGAUGAGUUGCAACGUAGGGAGAGCAUUAUCGAACAUUUGCAUAAGGCCAAGUAUGAAGAGCAGCAUAAGAGACAGGUGGAGGUUUAUAGGCUUGAGCGUGAGCUCUAUAUGAUGGAAAAUCUGUUAGAUGGAUACAGAAAGGCUUUGAAGGAAACAAACCGAGCUUUCGCUGAAUACAGGGCAUGUUGUCCGCUUCCUGAUGAACCACUUUACAAGGAUGUUAGCGGGUCUGGGGGGCUAGUUCUGAGCACUAUGGAACUUGAAAAGCAGCGCCUAAAACAAGAAGAAGAAGAGAGGCUUAACAGACUGUUGAUUGAGAAAAAGAUUAAGGACUUUGAAGAGGGGUGGAUUGGCAAAUUUGAUUUACAUGAGGAUGCAGUUUCUCUACUGGGUAAGAGAUUGAUUAAUGCUGAGAAGGAUGUGAAACUUCUCAAAGAGCGUUCUGCAAAUCUCAAGGUCUCAGAUGCUUUGGAAUGUGUUCCAAAUGAAUUGUGAAUGUAUAGUCCGUAAGUUGUUUUUAUGCUUUCUAUGCAAAUGAAAAACUGCUCUUAUUUGUAUGUUAAACAACAUGCUUCAUGUGCAGCAUCUGCUUUGUGCAUGAUAGAGUCCUUAAUUUUAAUUGGAUAUUUGCCUUGAAACCCUGAAAUAGUGACUGAGACCUUAGUGGAUUUUAGAAAAUAAUUUUUUUAAUAAUCCUAGAAAAAGUAGAAGUUUAUUGUGUGGUAAUUUGUCCACUUUCCUCGUUAAUUUUCUUGAUAGAUACCUAUACUAUGAUGAAUAUGAGGUUAUAUCCUGCCGUACUUGUAACCUGGUUAUAUGAACAAGAGCUGGAAAGUGGAUUGGUGUAGAAUAAAGUCUGUGUUUCCUUUUC